AUGGCAUCCCUCGGCGCGCACCCCGCGGCGUUGCGCUUGCGCCCAUGCAGCUCUGCCGUGCUCCGGCAGCGGAGUUCCCGAGUUGACGGACAGCGUCGGCGCACGUCGUUCCUGCAUCAACAUGGGCCCAGCAACCGUCGUGGACCGGCUCCCUGCCAGUCCUUCCUGGGGGUGGGGGCUCCAGAGGCGGUCUUGGUAGGCAUUGUAGCACUCGCGGUAUUCGGGCCGAAGGGUCUCGCAGACGCCGCAAAGGCGCUCGGGUCUGCGCUGCGCGGCCUGCAGCCAACAAUCCGGGAAAUCUCCGCCAUCUCCAACGACUUGAAGAGCACAUUGGAGGACGAACUCGGCGUCGAUGAGAUCAGGAAUGAGUUCAAGGGGAUCAAGGAAGGGUACAAAGGGCCCGAGGCCGAGGGGAAGGCCAGUCAAGAGAAGCCGAAGCCUCAGCUGGUUGAGGCGACGGAAGAGAUGGCCAAGGCCGUGGACCCAAACAUCGAAGACAAGCGCGCGGCCAGUGCCGCCGCUGCGUGGGGGGGCGCGCCGCCGGCCGAGCGUGCCAACACCGAGCCGGUUGCGGAGGUGGCGAGCGACACGGCGGCGAAGCCCGACCCCCUGGCAGAGGCCUCGCUUGCAGACCUAGAGAAAGAGCUCGCGCGUCGCAAGGCCGCGCAGAAAGAGGAAGCGUGA
Pedinophyceae sp. YPF-701 is the source of this 684-nucleotide messenger RNA. The record is from the annotation of a GenBank genome assembly. NCBI's taxonomy places the organism in Eukaryota, Viridiplantae, Chlorophyta, Pedinophyceae.